UGAAAUGUUGAGCUCCUCACACAGCCUCAUCCAAAUGUCUCAACAACCAGUGAUGACUGCAUGAUCUUGGAGGUCUUCUCCAACCCGCUAUGAUUCUAAAAUACUCAGCGUCACAGCAUGGGACAGCGUGCCCAGAGAUGUGGCUGUCACAUCCCUGGUGACAUUCAAGGUCAGGUUGGACCAGGCUCUGAGCAAUCUGAUCUAGCUGUAGAUGUCCCUGGUUACCUGCAGGGAAGAUGGUUUACAAGACCUUUAAGGGUCCCAUCCAACUCAAACGAUUCUGUGAUUCUACACACAUGGGACCUCAAUGAUUCCAUUUGCCAAGGCAGAUGAAGAGACCCAUACCUCCUCAGAAGAUAACAGCAGAAGACAAGAGAAAUGCAGGAUAUUCUAACUUGAAUUUCAAAUUUUCUAAACUUGUGAUCAACUAAAAUGAUAAAAUUAUUGUAUUCACCAGGAAUGCAAUUCAACACCCAAGGAGGGAUCGGGAAGGUUGAAGGAUGUCCAUCGUUGCAGACAGACAGAAGUGUCACUUAACAAGGCGUUCAGAAAACUCUGGCAAAACUACCCUUAGUACCAGAUUGCAAUAAAAACUCUCAGGAAAGAGUUCUUCCACAAUGAAACACUGCAAAAAUUUCAAAACAUGAAAAGCUGCUCUGAUUCAUUAAAAACACAGAAAUAGAGAGACAGAGAAGUUCCAAUACUAUAAGACAACUACAAAGCAAACAUUCAAUUCACACCGCAAGAAAACAAAACUGAGAACAUGAAAUUGUUCACAACAAAACUGCUCUUCUCAUCCCCCAUUCAACACAGCACAGAAAGUCAACUGUCAUGAAAUUUGCAUGGUUCUACAGCUUUCAAGGUACCAGAGCUCAGAGAAGAUUUCCAUUCAGAUAUCUUUAGAGUUAAAAGAAAGGGAAGAGUAAAUACAAAGAGAUCUCCAUCAGUCAAAAUACUGAAAACCAAACAAAAAAGUCAACUUGUUGAAUGACAGGUUGCAUAGGAGAGCUCUGAAUUGAUGAAAAAUGUAUCAAACCAAAGUAGUCUAAAAUGUAAUAAGAAAUGAUGCAUUAAUAUAGAAUCAUGACAAAAAACUGAAUACACAAAACUUGCAAACAAUGUUAUUACGUAACAUCAAAAAAGACACUUGAGCAGGACUGGAAAUCUCAGUGGAAGAAGAAAAACACCAGAACUUUCAGAGGAAGUAAAAAAGUAAAGGACACAUCCACAGCACAGACGCAAUACAAGCCGAUAACACAGCACCAACCCCACAAACACACUUCCUUGCAAACCACAUGAAACCAACAGCCAAAAGUGAAAGCCACAGACGGAAACUCUAAGCAAGAGGAAAGCGAGGAAGGGAAAGAUGACACACCACAUAAAGCCGGCACCGCGGCAGCACACAGACCACUGCCACCACCCAGCCCCACCAGGCUCCUGCCCACCACAACCAGAGUCCCACCAUGGCUGUGCCUGCAAGCCCACAGCACCCACGGGGCUACAGCAUCCUGCUGCUCACGCUCCUUAUGAAAGCUCUCGCCGCCGCUGCUGCCGCCACCGCCUGCAACCACCUUCGCCCCCAGGAUGCCACCUUCUCUCGUGACAGCCUCCAGCUCCUCCGGGACAUGGCUCCCAGCCCACCCCAGCCGUGCCCACAGCACAGCGCGCCAUGCUCCUUCAACGACACCAUCCUGGACACCAGCAACGCCCGGCAAGCCGACAGAACCACCCACGACAUCCUCCAGCACCUCUUCAAAAUACUCAGCGGACCCAGCACUCCAGCCCACUGGGUCGACAGCCAACGCCAAAGCCUCCUCAACCAGAUCCAGCAGUACACCCAGCACCUCGAGCAGUGCUUGGCAGGCAGCGACACGCGCUCCCGCACACGAUGGCCUCGCAACCUUCACCUCACCAUCAACAAACACUUCAGCUGCCUCCACACCUUCCUCCACAACAACGAUUACAGCGCCUGCGCCUGGGACCACGUCUGCCUACGAGCUCGCACCUGGUUCCUGCACAUCCACGACCUCGUGGGCAACACGCGCACCUAGCCCCAAGCGCACCUCCCACCCUCUUCCUAGUUACCUAUUUAUUCAACUAUUUAUGCAAUUAUUUCUCUAUUUAUUUAUCUUAAUAGCAGACUAAAGUUCACUUCUUGUAAAAAAAAAUUAUUAAAAUAAUGCUUUUAGCAUCUUCUUUUGCUCAACCACAAGUACUUUUUAGGAGCAACCUACAUAAGGCCAUUUUACUAAUAAUCAGCAGCCAAAAGUGAAAACUACAAACAAAUAGUCAGUUCAAGCCUCGUCACACACUACCUAUACCCCACGCCUUUACCGCAACACCUGUUGUCUGACACAGCCAUACACCAACAGCAGCUCCACUAACAUGAGCAUACCUCAACUCUCCCCUUUACUCACCAUACAGAGACACUGCUAAUAGCUACCAAAAACCCUUUGGCCAUGGCUACUCAUCACAUUCUUAUUUAACUGAAUCUAUUUGUUUGCAUCAUAUUUUUCAUCUGUUCAGUAUUUAUAGGACAGAAAUUAAAAACCUUUUUUAAAGACAUUUGUCAGUAGUUUUGCUAUCAGAAUCAAUAAAGCAUCACAGGAGGGAAUAAA
Messenger RNA from Lagopus muta (rock ptarmigan), 2618 nucleotides. Its product is annotated as interferon-like. The transcript has a single exon. Gene Ontology annotation, molecular function: cytokine activity; type I interferon receptor binding. Lineage: Eukaryota; Metazoa; Chordata; Aves; Galliformes; Phasianidae. Gene Ontology annotation, biological process: positive regulation of peptidyl-serine phosphorylation of STAT protein; response to exogenous dsRNA; natural killer cell activation involved in immune response. Bases 1464 to 2051 code for a protein of 195 amino acids. The record is from RefSeq and is a predicted model, not a curated record. Gene Ontology annotation, cellular component: extracellular region.